Molecule: messenger RNA, 1485 nt
Organism: Botrytis fragariae
Lineage: Eukaryota; Fungi; Ascomycota; Leotiomycetes; Helotiales; Sclerotiniaceae
Product: putative zinc binding protein
Exons: 7
Coding region: 1-1485 (494 amino acids)
Molecular function (GO): oxidoreductase activity, acting on NAD(P)H
Source: RefSeq, a predicted model, not a curated record
AUGAUUGCCGAUACUGAUUUUAUAUAUUCUAUAGAGACGGCAUUGAGUUUCGUCAUGUUUAGUAACGCCCCACCAAGAUUUCUCCAGUAUCCUAUAGUCGGCAUUUUGUGUUUCGAAAUACAAACUAACAACGAUGAUAUAGAAGAUCGGAUGGAGACACAAAGCAUCCAGCUAUAUACCGCAAGCAUUUCCGGAAUGAGAACACUAUUGAUGCAACUCUUGCCGAACGAAUUUAGAAAGAAACCAUGUUUUGAUGAGAAAGCAAGUGAAGUCGGACUUCCUACUAUCGUAUGGUACGAUGCGAGUAAAGAAACCGUUCACAAGCAAAAUCCAAUGCCGAAUGAACACCUAGUAGCAUCGACAUACAAUAUUUCCACUGGAGUCUUGCCGGAGGUUAUCGUUCAUCCAAGUCCUGAUAUCUGGACUGAGAUCAACGAAGUAGAAAUUCCACAGCCUGGGCCCGACGAUGUGGUGAUCAAAGUCAUUGUUGCGGGGAGUAAUGUCAAAGAUUGGCUCCAUCUCAAGGCAUUGAAGAAGUCACUCAACAGUGGAGAUGAUAUCGCUGGUAUUGUACACUCCCUUGGUACCAAUGUGCAAGCAAAGAAUGAAUAUUCUCCUGGAGACCGUGUUGCUGCCUUUCAUCCGAUGAUGAGACCUCAUGGAGCUUACGCCGAAUACGCUGUUGCGCCGAUUCAUACUGUAAUGAAACUUCCAGAUGCAAUAACUUUCGAAGAAGCUGCGACCAUUCCGCUAGUUGCCACGACGGCGGCACUAUCUCUAUUUCGCCGUCAGCAUUUACCACCUCCAUGGUCGCCAAGGGCUGAUAGUGUUCCUCUUCCGCUCAUCAUCUAUGGUGCAUCUUCUUCUCUUGGUACAUUUGCAGUCAAAUUAGCUCGCGCCUCGAAUAUCCACCCAAUUAUUGCUAUCGCAGGAGGCAGUUCUUUGCAUUUACAUUCCCUUCUUGAUUCAUCUUCUGGUGAUAAGCUAAUCGACUAUCGCUUGGGCAUUGAACAAAUGAUCAAAGCCACUAAAGUGGCCUUGGGAAGCUUAGAGUGUCACCAUGCUCUUGAUGCCAUCAGCUCAAAUGGCACAUGGAUCCCGAUAUCUCAUAUGCUAGCUCCAUCAUUUUCGUCGCAGUCGCCAUCUUACUUAUCAGUUGUCACAGGCUCUAAUAAGUACGACGAAGAAUCAAUUCAGUCGGGAAUUGAAGUAAUAUAUACCAUGGUAGGCACAGCACAUACGGGCGUGUAUAAACCAGACACGGUUAAACAACCAUCUGAUAAAGAGUUCGUGAAAGGUGAUCCAGAGUGGGUGGCUGUGUUCUUCAGUUACAUGUCUCAGAUGCUGGUGGACGGCAGACUUACUGGACACCCCUUUGAUAUUAUCGGUGGAGGGUUGACAGGAGUUGGAGAGGGCCUGAGACGUUUACAGAGAGGACAGGCUAGGGGAGUUAAAUAUGUCUACAAGAUCGGAGAAGUUGAGUGA